Amoebophrya sp. A25 is the source of this 4751-nucleotide messenger RNA. The record is from the annotation of a GenBank genome assembly. NCBI's taxonomy places the organism in Eukaryota, Dinophyceae, Syndiniales, Amoebophryaceae.
AUGAUUGACAAUCACUCAGGUUGCUAUCUUAGUGCAAAUCAAAGCAAAACAGUUUCACUUGUUGACAGUUGUGCAAAUAAGUAUUUGUCUAGCCAUCGUUCCGAUUUCAAGAAAAUUAGCCACCGGCUUUGUCAUAUUAGUGGCACUGCUGGAAAGCGAAGUGGGAACCUAGGUAGACUAAAAGAAAACAAACUAGGAUUAAAAUAUGGCGUACACUUUGAACACUUACCAAAAGCCAUAGAUCGCAUUAUACCGUGGUUAGGUGAAGGAAACUGUCAUGAAAAGGGUUGGCAAAUGAAUUUCACAGAAAGUGGCGGAACGUUGUACAAUACUCGCUCCGGCCGCUCUCUACCCAUAACAAAUUGCCCCCAGAUGCAGUUACCUAUUCUAGGCUGUGACAUGUUUAGCAAAGAAGAAAAUGAAACUGAGGAGGAUAUAGUAUGCACUAGUAUAGAAGAAGCUAGACUUCAUUCACAAGCUUCAAGAUUAGACAUACAUCGUAGACUUGGUCACUUUCACGUUGAUGGCCUUAGUGUAUCUUGUCCAGAAUGUGAUCGAACCAAAGGUCAAAGACGCUCUCAUGCAAAAGUGAGACCCCCUGGACAUAUACCUUCUCCAUUGAAAACACUUGCAAUUGAUUUCGCAGUUGGUAUUAGACCAGUAUCUAUAAGAAGCAAAAGAUGUGCUUUAGUCAUUAUUUGUGAUUCGAUUAAAAUGUGUUUCGUUCGUCCUCUUUGCCUCAAGUCGGACUGCGUAGAGGUGAUUGAAGAAGUAAUAAAAGGCAUUCGCCAGGACUACUCAUUGUCACUCGACGACAAGGUGGUGUGGUUCAUCCGUAGAGAUAACGAACCCGUCCUAAGUAGUGACCAUAUGACCAAAGUCAUGCAAUCGCUACUGGUUUCGGAAAUUCCUGGAGUUCCUUACAACCCAGAAAUGAACGGAACUUGCGAACGUUUCAUGCGGACCAUUUUCGGUGCUGUACGUACCAUGUUGGUCAAAGUCGACCGACGUCUUUGGUGUUACUGCUUACAGUAUGCCGGAGAUUGUUGGAAUCGCUUACCGCAUCGUUAUGCAAAAAUGCCAGAACGUGAUGGAAUGAGUCCUGUCGAGAUACUAGAAAAGAGGAUAGGAAAGAAGUCCUCGAAAAGUGGUCUAGGUAUGUUAAGAAGAUUUGGUUGCUUGGUGUACUUUCGUGAACAGGUCGUAGACACCACCAACAAGAAAGAAGCAAAGCUUGCGUCACCUUAUCGGCGUGGUGUGUUUCUCGGUCUGUGUCCAGUUUCGUCUGGUUGGCUAGUAGGUACAUAUCACAACGAUGGGAGAACGAAAGCUGGCUUCAAGUGGAGUGAGUAUUCCACACUAGACGUAAAAUUUCGAGAGUCGAUAUUAGUCAAGAACAUUGAUUGGCUAUUGCCUACGUCGAAGGGCAUUUAUGUUGAUUAUGACCCGCUGGAAAACCUGCAGUCUGGCACGCCGUCGCUGGGUCCCGUCCUGCACAGACAUGCGCUGCAACGUAUGGCCUGUCAGCCGCGCUUCUCUGGCACGGAGUACAGCUCAGGCGAUCCAACCGGCAUGGAAAUGAUACUAGAUAACAAUGACAUUGGUGAGUUUUUCUGUGAAUCUUUGGACAAAGAGGAAGAUCCAAAGACCGGUGAUGAUUCCAACUCUGACGCGCAACGCGUUGAGGAGGGGAAUAUCUCAUCGGAGCGUGUGUCGCCUGACUCUAAUCCUGAAGCAAGGGAUCCGAGGACCUUACCCAUUCCACCAUCUCAACCAGGCAAAGUUGAGGAGGGGAAGAAAGGCCGAGGAAGACCUAAAGGGAGCAAGGAUAAGAAUCCAGGACAACGCAAAAGAAGAACAAAAGCCGAGCUAGAAGCAUUAAGAAAAGACAUGCAUAAAUUUGCCAUGCUAGCAGGCGGGCAUGAGCUGGAAGAAGGGGAGACCUUUCUCGAAGCACAUGUCAUGCUGUCAGUUUCCCAAGCCUUGAAAAGCCCUGACGCCGAGAAAUGGCGUGCAGCUAUCACCAAGGAGGAAGCUAGACUACUUGCCUUUGAGACUUGGGCGCCAGCUACUGACGAGGAGCUGCGAACCUCUUCUCAGGUAAUGCCUAUAGCAAUCGUUCUCACGGUAAAACGUGAUGGAACUUUCAAAGCUCGUGCUUGUGUGCUCGGGAAUCUUGAUCGUUCGGGGAAUAUCGACACCUACGCCCCUGUAGUGUCACAUGCUGCGAAUAGACUUUUACUCGUUUCAGCAGCGACGGACUCUGACUUCGUCAUCCCAUUCGACCUUGAUUCUGCGUUCCUUAAUGCUGAACUCGAUCGUGACGUCUUCUGCCGUCUUCCACCAGUGUGGGCGGAGAAGCAUGGAGCGGAUAUCGUCAAGCUUAAGAAAGCUCUCUAUGGGCUCAAGGACGCUCCACGAGCCUGGUUCAAGAAGUAUUGCGUGCUAUUGUCCGAACUCGGAUGGGAGCCGUGUCCUUCUGCUCCAGGAUUGUGGCGGAAAAAGAGCAAAACGCACCCAGGAAAGUAUAUGAAGAUGUCAGUCUAUGUUGAUGAUAACUUAGCUACUGGACCUGACUAUCACGAGUUACGGUCUGAGCUCGACCGGAUCUUUAGUCGCGCCCCUGGCCGACCUAUUGAGAUGGCAAAGCGAGUCGAUUCUCUUACGGGUUUCGAAUGGCUAGAGUUCGACUUUCUUGGUGCGAUUGUGCACUAUUGUCGGGAAGCACGUUCAGUGAAAAUCCUGAUGAAUGUGUACAUAGAGAAGACUUUACAGAAGUAUAAAAUAACAUUAGGUAAGCCGGUGUGGUCUCCAAAUUUCGACGAGUCUGCUUUGCUUGAGGAGGGGCUUAAGCUAGCAGCCGGGUUUCCAUUGCGUGAGAUUGUUGGCGCACUGCUUUGGAUAUCGACAACCGCAAGGCCAGAUAUUUGCGUCCCUGUGGCGACAUUGGCUCGGUAUGUCAGUAAGCCCGUUACAGAAAGAAUUGCAAAAGCCUGUAGAAAAGUAUUAAAGUAUCUAGCUACGACAAAAGACCAAGGACUCUAUUAUUCUCCAGAAAGUGAGGAAGAAUUCAACGGAAUUUACAAGAAGCUCCUACCAGAAGGAAGAGAGCUACCGUAUACUAACUGGUUCUCAGAUGCAGGAUUCGCAAACUGCAUAAAGAGCAUGCGCUCGACCAGUGGUUCGAUUAUGUACUAUCGGGGCUUUCCAAUCUGUUGGAAACGCAAUACACAAACCGUGCGUGCAUAUUCAACUGCAGAGUCAGAGUAUAUAGCCGCGUCGGACACUAUUGUCAUGAGCGAGCUGCAUGAUUUUACAGAUUUCUUCAAUCCCUUACCCACUCAAUUAGUGGAAACGCGGUUUGGUAUAUCGCCAUCCCUCGAUGAUGCCAUAUUGUGGAUAGACAACCAGUCUGCAAUCUCGACAGCAAAGAGUGAAGACACGAAGCCUAAGAGUAGACACUAUGCGUUACGUUAUUUACGAGUUAGAGACGCAGCUGAGAAAGUAGUUUUCUGUCCUACUCACCUCAUGAAAGCUGAUGGACUAACGAAACUUUCAUGCUCAUCUACUCAACGCAGAUUAUUAUUACAUCACAUAGAGAAUCCAGUAAUUAGCCGUAACCAUGAUGAAGAUGAUAGUGACUCGGAAACGGAAGAUGAUGAGUCUGGUUCAAGUUCUGCUUCCGUGGCGGUGCUUACCUAUUCUAUCUUCUUAGGGUGUUAGGUCGUUGGUCAAGUGGUGACGUCAGUGGAUAUAGAGAAUCGUGAUGGUUCUGGGUCAGAGCAGGUAACACCAGACCGUUUGUGACUUUCGUCAUUUCCUCACCUAGCGAUUGAGGAGGGGUGUUGGUCAAUGGUCAUUACUGGCUCAAGAUCCAAUGAAUGAACCUGAUUUCAAUGCCAAAUGACUGCUCUCACUCGUCACCUUGAUCAUGAUCAAUGCCGUUCCUUGUCUUGAACUCAUGUUAGUUCCUCGAAUGAUCAUCACUUGAACUCAAUGAGUCCCAACAUGAAUUAGCAGCAAGAUCUCCCAGAUCUUUAACUGCACUAUGACCCUUCAUGAUAUCCCAAUGACAUUGGACCCAUUCUGAUACCAUUUCAGGGCCUUAAACAGUCAGUGAUCAUUCGGCAAGUCCGUUCUGAUCGUCUUUCCGUUACAUUGCAACGAUAAUCAUUCCAUUUACUCUCAAGAGCCUCAUAGUGCGCUUGGACGUGUUCGGGUGUUCCAACAACUAGAGACUCGUGGUAUAAUUAGGAACUUACGUAGUUGUGGGAAAAAAAAUCAAAAUUUUGAAGACCUGUUUGAGGAAAUCCAUCACAAUGAAAAACUCCCACCUCCCUGCUACAUCUCCCGCUACACCUCUAUCUUUAACCAAGCGGCCCGUCAGUGUGUGCGACAACUCCGGUUACAUCCUGUCCUAAGUGGGCACUGGCUUGGAUUAGUCGACAGCCUCGAACAACUAUCAAGACUAGCGCAGCUGGAGAGCCUGAUACCGACAGAAGCCGCAGUAGGAGAGCAGAAAGGUCGUGCUUCUAUCCUUUACGGGAGCAAAAGUGUCGCGCUCCUAUAUCCUAUAUUUUUUCAUUCGGAGUUGUAGUUGAAGAAGAUCGUUGAGGUCUUAUAGAGAGUCUGAGUUCAAAUCAACUUCAAACGCAUUCACUGAAGAUGGUCGCGCUUAAGAUUACCUUCAGACACCAAAACAGGCAGAGUAACCGAAUCUGACGGCACGCUAUGGGAUCAAGCUGCGCAUG